This is a messenger RNA of Ipomoea nil (Japanese morning glory), 590 nucleotides long. RefSeq lists its product as uncharacterized. The record is from RefSeq and is a predicted model, not a curated record. Lineage: Eukaryota; Viridiplantae; Streptophyta; Magnoliopsida; Solanales; Convolvulaceae. The transcript has 3 exons. Bases 1 to 366 code for a protein of 121 amino acids.
AUGCCUCACAAUUUCUUCUCACUCAAAUGCAUAUCUCUACGUUUUCUUCCUUCUCCGGCAUUCACGCUCCUCCGGCUCUCGGCCUACGCCCUCGGCUAUUACGGUACUCCGCCCAAUGAUCCCACGGUUCAUCGUCCAAGGAUCUUCUGGUUCUUCGCUCUCUCUUCCUCCGCGUGCAAAUUCGUUCUUCAGAUCAACUAUUUUGCCAUAAGCGGACCAGAGUGCCAAAAGUUCAUGCCGAAGAUGAAGAAGGUUGUGCUGAAGAUGAAGACUGAGCUACUGAAGGUCGCACAGUGUACUCAGAAAAUAUUUUCCGUUGACUCAAGUUUUCCUUUGCUUACCAAAUACAGGGAACCUGAAAAAUGAUUUCCGGAAAUCAUUUUUCGGAUUUUUCAAGCACAUCCUAAGUUCUAAACUUUUUUUUUUUUUUUUUUUUUGUAAAACAUAUAUAGCGUUUCAAAAUAAGCUAAUAGCUAUUAACUUUUAAGCAUUUAAAUUAACUUUUAAGCUAUAUAAGCCAAACAUAGCUAGGACUGCUAAUUGAUUAUUUGUUUAUUAUUAUUAUUUUGUUUGUGAUGAGAUAAAUUUGU